Xenia sp. Carnegie-2017 is the source of this 3616-nucleotide messenger RNA. RefSeq lists its product as uncharacterized. Gene Ontology annotation, biological process: IRE1-mediated unfolded protein response; mRNA processing; protein phosphorylation. Gene Ontology annotation, molecular function: ATP binding; RNA endonuclease activity; protein serine/threonine kinase activity. Gene Ontology annotation, cellular component: IRE1-TRAF2-ASK1 complex. Lineage: Eukaryota; Metazoa; Cnidaria; Anthozoa; Malacalcyonacea; Xeniidae. The record is from RefSeq and is a predicted model, not a curated record.
AUGGAUGGCAUUGACGCCUCGUUAAAUGAAUGUAUAGGAUCCACGCAAGGUAGCCAGAAUUAUUUCCAGGAAUUUAAAUUUGGUCUCGAUGCUUACUUGUCAAGCGACCACGACAAAGCUUCGAAACAUUUCAAAAAGUGCAUUGAACUAGCUUCAGAUUUUGAAGGGCAACGCUUUCUUGAGUUUUUUGCAUAUUAUGGUUUAGGAUACUCGCAUACAUUAUCCAGUCAGUUUAGCAAAGCAUCUGAAUGCUUUAAUAAAUGCUUAGUGCUCUCACAAAACUUAUCAGUGAUAGAUGAUGGCGGUAGUAAGAAGUGCUUCAAGGCAUUUUCAUGCAUAGCAAAGGGUGAUCUUUACGUGCAUAUUGGUGACACAGGAUCGGCAUUGAAAUCUUAUCUAGAGGGGCUUGAAAUUUCGCGUGAUGCUAAGGACAAGGAGCGAGAACUUGUGGCUUAUUUUAAGCUUGCAGAGUUGAAAAAAAUUGAAUUAUCCCAUUCGUCAGCGUUUGAAUACUAUCAGAAGUGUGUAGAAACAAGGAUUCCUGACUUUAUUAAUAGAGAGCACGUUUUACUCAUGUAUUUAAAUGCAGAAAAAGGAAUGGGAGACCUGUAUAAAGUCUGUGGAAACUAUUCAGAAGCAAAAAUUCAAUAUACAAAGUGCUUAGACAUCACAGGAAAGUUAAAAGAAAACUUUCUUCAAAAAUUACGUAUUUCUGUUGCAUUAGCUGAGGUAUAUACGCACAUGGGCGAUUUGGAUGAAGCUAUGAAACUUUAUGAUACAUGCCUGAACCAUGACGAUAAGUAUCUUCAAUUUAGUGUUGAUGUAGGUAUCGGUCGCGUUCUUUUGAUGAAGAGGAAAUUUUACGAAGCUAAAAAGUAUUUUAAAAAGUCAUUUAAGUAUGCAUCAAGCUUACAUGAUAAAAAGCUUGAGGCCACCUCUUCCUUAGAACUGGGAAAUUUUUAUUUGGUUACUGGCAAACAUAAAAAGGCGAUUCAGAAUUACAAUCACUCUUUGGAGAUUGCUAAGCUUGUUAAAGAAUUUGAUUUGUAUGUCGUGAAAAUAAAAGCAUAUUUAGGGCUUGGAAACGCUUACAUAAUGCGCCUCAACGUUGACUGUCGUGAAAAGGAGGGAUAUCUUAAAGAGUGCUUGGAACUCUCAAAGAAAGCUGAAAAUAGAUAUUGUCAGUGUCAAGCGUUUCUUGGGAUGGGCGACGUUGAUUCUAUUGAAGGAAGGCUUGAUGAGGCCAUGGAAAAAUAUGAACAUGCGUUAGAGAUAGCUAAAAAGAUCCAAGAACGUCACUGCGAAUGUCGAGCCAGAAGAAGUAUUGGCAAUUUAUUGGCUCAGAAAAAAAACAAUGCUUCUGAAGAAUGUUUCAAUGAAGCAUUGCACAUCGCUGUUCAAAUCGGGAAUGCCAUAGAGAUAUGUCUUUGCCAUCUUGGUUUAGCAACACUGUAUAAAUAUUUAAACGAGUAUGAGAAAUCUUUACGGCACUACAAGAAGUACUUAAUGGCUUAUGAUGCAAGUGAGAGGGACACUGAGAAGCGUUCACAAAUAAUGCAACAACAUCAACAACAACAAAUUAAUGAUAUUAAAGCUGAUGAAAAUUUUUCAAAGGAUUACUUGAAAGGGAUACCAUUUGUGACUAUUCCAGGUGAUAAGUACGGAACAUUAAGUGGUUAUUGGGAACUAGCAGACUUAUUUGAUAAAUUAGGACAAAUUGAUGAUGCUACAAAUCUUUUUGAAAAGUACCUUAAUAUUGCUAAAAAAACGGAGGACGAUGAAAAGCAAAAGAACGCUCUAGACCGUUUGGUGCCAAUCUACAAGAGGCAGGGACAUAAUUUUUGGGUGAAAACGUGCCAAGAAAAAUUACAAGAUCUUGCCAGGAAAAGUCAGGAUAAAGAAUUGCUGUCACAACCAUGGAAAUGCAACGAUAGGUCAAUAAUGCAUCAGGAAAUGUUUAAAAUGAUGGAAGAAUAUGGACGGGAGCAUCCAGGAGAUGUUAAAGUAGUGAAUAAUGUACGUGUAAUUUGCUCGGAAAAGUUUUUAAUCGGUAAGGGAAGUGAUGGAACCCGUGUUUAUCUUGGACUUGGAAAAGAUGGUUAUGGAAAAGCAGUGAAACGAUUGUUUCGAGAUAACUGUACGGAGUUGGCCAAACGAGAAAAAGAUAUUUUGAAUGAGUUUAAUGCCAAGCGUUCAAAUUAUGUUGUGAAUUAUUGGUAUCUUGAAGAAGAACCAGGCACAGAGUAUUUGUAUUUGAUAUUAGAUUUAUGUGAAGAAUCGUUGGAGAAAUUUGUAGAAUCUUCUAAGUUAGAGGAUCUUCAAAAAGUUCUUCCUAAGGUUAUUAUGCAGAUCUUAAAAGGUUUAGCUGAUCUUCACAGCGGCCCGCGUCCUAUUCUUCAUCGGGAUUUGAGACCUUCAAACGUUCUUCGAGAUGUACGAGAAAAAUUUUUCAUAGCUGAUUUUGGUAUAAGUCAAAUAUUAUGCAAUGGAGCUUCGACACAUUGGAGCGCACGGAGAGGAGCUAAAAAUUGGAUAGCUCCAGAGUCACAUGAUUCAUCAGGUACAUCCAUUAAUCAAGCUCGGUACAAGAAAGAAUCUGAUGUUAUGAGUGCGGGAAUGGUGGCUUAUUAUGUUGCAACCAAAGGUGAACAUCCUUUUGGACCUGAACGGUUUUUACUAGACAACUUGUUGAAAGGAAACCCUGUUAGCUUGGACAAAAUCAAGGAUGCCACCCUCAAAGAUCUUCUUUCGUGGAUGUUAGAGCGACUACCAGAAGAUAGACCAUCAGCCAACGAAGCGUUAAAACAUCCUUAUCUUCUGUCGGAGGACGAGAAGUUUGAAAUGUUAUGUAAAGUUGGAAAUCAACAUCCAAUUAAGACAAGUGAUGCUAAUUCUAACGUUGUUAAACAAUUGAAUAGUGAACCCUCCGAUUGGCAAAGACGAAUGAAUAGUGAUGUUUACGACUAUUUUUGCACGGAUGAGGUGAAUAGAAGAAUUGUUAAGUAUGGAUCGUCAUGGACAAAAUGCUUAAGACUCAUUCGAAAUGUUGGUCAGCAUUGGUACGAUCGACCACGACCUAGAAAACAACUAUUUUAUAAGAUUGGUGAUCCAAAGGAGUAUUUUCUUCGAACUUUCCCCGAACUCCCCAUUCGGGUGCACGCUGCUGUCAGAACAAAUGACGAAUGGAAAAAUAAUCCUGAACUCAAGAACUGUUUUAUUUAUAAUUUAAGCAACACUGAACUAUUUGAUUUUUAAUACAAGCAAAGCACAUUAUCAUUCAUCACGUCGUUUGCAUUUGGCAGAAAGAUCGAUAACAAUCAAACAUGUUGUAUUUGGUUUAAGUGGUCUUGAAACAAAAGCCUAACACAAAGACUGGCUGCCGAUUUCUACAUAUAGAUAGAAUUAACAAAAAUACGAACUUCUUAAAGUACGAAAUUUUAAAAAUAAUGGUAAAACUGGAAUGGUUUUGCUUAAAAAUUCACUAUACCAAAAUUUUCAAUUAUUAUCAUUAUGUUAUCACGCAUAAAGGUACAUUUUCAAUGUAAUGUUUGUUGGAAAUAACUUGUGACAGAGAAUCAUUUGAAGAUGGUAUUCAUAUAAGAUAAAAAGAAACAUA